AUGGUGCUGACCCAUUCUCUUGUCACCCAAAGUUACACAGGCCAACAUAUGGUGCUGAUUCAUUCUCUUGUCACCCAAAAGAAUGACAGACUAUGUAAAAGAGAGAAUGACAGACUAUGUAAAAGAGAGAAUGACAGACAAUGUAAAAGAGAGAAUGACAGACAAUGUAAAAGAGAGAAUGACAGACAAUGUAAAAGAGAGAAUGACAGACUAUGUAAAAGAGAGAAUGACAGACUAUGUAAAAGAGAGAAUGACAGACUAUGUAAAAGAGAGAAUGACAGACUAUAUAAAAGAGAGAAUGACAGACUAUGUAAAAGAGAGAAUGACAGACUAUGUAAAAGAGAGAAUGACAGAGAGAAUGAAUGUAAAAGAGAGAAUGACAGACUAUGUAAAAGAGAGAAUGACAGACUAUGUAAAAGAGAGAAUGACAGACUAUGUAAAAGAGAGAAUGACAGACUAUGUAAAAGAGAGAAUGACAGACUAUGUAAAAGAGAGAAUGACAGACUAUGUAAAAGAGAGAAUGACAGACUAUGUAAAAGAGAGAAUGACAGACUAUGUAAAAGAGAGAAUGACAGACUAUGUAAAAGAGAGAAUGACAGACUAUGUAAAAGAGAGAAAUGA
Molecule: messenger RNA, 621 nt
Organism: Candidula unifasciata
Lineage: Eukaryota; Metazoa; Mollusca; Gastropoda; Stylommatophora; Geomitridae
Source: the annotation of a GenBank genome assembly